Drosophila melanogaster (fruit fly) is the source of this 3490-nucleotide messenger RNA. It is a transcript of the gene Nab2, whose product is annotated as nuclear polyadenosine RNA-binding 2. Gene Ontology annotation, molecular function: metal ion binding; poly(A) binding. Gene Ontology annotation, cellular component: nucleus. The coding region runs from base 164 to 3178 and encodes 1004 amino acids. Gene Ontology annotation, biological process: regulation of mRNA stability. The record is from RefSeq and is marked reviewed. The transcript has 5 exons. Lineage: Eukaryota; Metazoa; Arthropoda; Insecta; Diptera; Drosophilidae.
CCACUAGUUAUGAAUAUCGGAGCAGCUGCGAUAUUUUUUUUUUUUGGGAGGUUUUGCCAUUUUCUAAUGUAACAAAAAGUGGAGUGUAGCCACAAAGUAAGCGUAAAUAAUAAAUGCUCGCGGCGAAUAAACAGCGAAAAAGGCGAUAGAUAAACCAGCAAACAUGGAGUGCAAUCUGGGCAGCGAGAUUGGUCAGAAGAUGCGCAGCGCCGUAAAGGCAAAGCUGCUGGAGCUGGGAACCGGAGGAUCGGCCGGUUUUAUAGACGAUGAAUUGCCGGACUACGUCAUGGUCAUGGUGGCCAACAAGCGCACCAAACAGCAGAUGAACGCCGAGCUGAAUCUAUUCCUAGGCGAUCAAACUGACCUCUUUGUCACCUGGCUGCACGAAGUGCUGCAAAAGCUCCAAGAGGUCACACUCCCCACAUCCAGUGCUUCCAGCAAGAAGCGCAAGUCUCGCGGUCAGGAGAAGGACAAAAAAGGAUCCAAGAAGGAUAAGCGACCGCACCGAAAGUCCGGAGAUGAGCUGUCGGAACCACAGCCAAGUUCCUCAGAUGCCAUGCCAAUUGUCAGUUCCAUCACGGAUGUUUUUGCCGAAGAGCUUCUCGAGAAGGCAAAGAAAACCAUGGACAUUGAUCUCAGUGCCAAAGACGAGAUCCUGCACAAAAAGAAAAAUCGCAAGUCCAUCGAGGAUGAGGAUGCAUCGGCCAAUAGGGCGCUGGAUGUGCCCGCUGUGUCUGAGAUCAUCUCAACUACUAUCGGUGUUAACCGGCAAAAAGACCUCGCUGAGCUGGCCGAAAUCCAAAAGAAAAUUCAUGCAGCCAAGAAGCAUUUACGCCAGAUUGGCGAGAUCGGGGAUGAAAGCGAUGAAUAUGAUGAGGAUCUGUUGAACUUGAGCGCGAGGGAGGAGUCUGUAGACCAGGAGCCAGAAGAGGAUCCCCCGAAAUUGGAGGCUCCACCACGAAAAGCUAAGAGCCCCAUUAUUUUUAACAGACGCGAGAAGACACCCGAAAAGCGUCCAGAGGCUGAACCGGAGAUCGAUUCCCGCCAGGAGGAGGCGGAGGAGAAGAGCCCCAAAAAAGAUUCUUCGGCUGACAAGGCCAAGGAAGACCGGUCUGAAAGGCGAUCGGUGCAUGACCGUCUCGGUUCAAAGGCCCAAACGCCGGCAGAUCGUUCGCAGCGCAACCAAAAGGAGCUCUAUGUGCCGACCCAUCGGCGACGGAGCGAACCCGAGGCCACCAAAGAGCGCAGUCAAAGAGAGCGCACCCGAGAACGACGCUCCAGCCGCGAUACCUCUAGGGACACUAACCGUAAUCAGCGCCAGCGUCGUUCGCCUAGUCCGGAGGCUCCAAGUACAAAGCAACGCAUUGUCUCCCAAGUUAUUGUGGCCGUUAACAAGCCACCGGAGCCGUCGGACGAUGAGGAUAUGGCCGAAAAGCCAGUCAACUCCGUUAUUAAGGUCAAGCCAAGACCAAAUGUUUCUCCCAGACGACAGGCCUGCAAGAACCUCCUGCUGCGAGCAGUGGCGGACGCGCAGCGUUCCACAAUCCUCGCCAAGACUUCGACACAGAAGGAGGACGAGGAUGUGGGCAAGAUCAUAAGUUCUCUAGGCAAGCGCAAGUCGGAGGAUAAGAAUGAUCAGAUUCGUAAACGGAAUCGCGAGAGGAAACGAAGAAAGAGAAGUGCACAAGGCAACGAACUCUUCCGGCGCACCACUCGGGAAUUAGUGGUAAAUGUGACACAAAGGGAUGGAAAGCGUGAACGGCGGUCCAACGAGCGUCGCGCCGAGAUCAAAGUGGUGGAGGAAGAAUAUACGCCAAGCCUAAUGACUGAGGGCGUCGAGACGUAUGUGCCGCAAUUGCUGACCAACGUGGAUGAAUUGGAUUUGCACAUCAGCUCCCACGACGAGCCAAGUCCCAAUUCCGGAGCCCUCAAGACUCAGUUUGUGGUCACGUUAAACGGCGACAAAGCUCUCGGAGGUAAGAAUGUCAAGGGAGGGGCCUCUCGCAAGCGGCCGAGCAACUCUCGUAAACGAUCCACCUCACCCGUAUCCACGCCACAAGUGUCCUCCUCUAAUAUUGAGCCCACAUCUACGACGGUUGACAAGCGACGCCGAUCCAAUCGGGAUAGAAGCUUCUCGCCAUCGCCGAGACAGAGCAGUGGGUCACCCUCCCUGCCGACAACACGCAGCAUCAAUCGCAACGAGGUACGCCGUCAGCCUCAGGAAAUCAAGAAGAUCAUCAUAAAAAAUGACACCGAUGAAGAUGAUGAAAUGCACGGGUCACCGAAGAAACGAUCACCAAACAAGCGCCAGCCAGCGGCGGCCAAUGGUCACAAGGACAAUAAGGAUAAGGGUAAAAUCGAGGAAGGCUCAACAACUCCACCGCUGCCAGCCAAACCAAAGGCGCGGGCGGAGAAGAAAGCUUCCAGCAAGGAGAAAUCCGUAAGAUCUAAUUCAGCGGAGACGUCAUCGGCCGCCAAAUCUGUCAGUGCGUCCACUUCCGUUUCGACAACUACCAAAGCCAAGCACACGCCCAUUCGCUUCACUCUUAAAAGUGAGGACGAGCCGAGUGCGAGUAAGAAGCGUCGUUCUGGCAGCCCCGAUCGUGAUGUCGCGGCUCCGGAGAGACGCAGGGUAUCCAUACGCAAUCCGGAGGACAGGAAAUACGACAACUUGCCGGCGUUGAGCGCAGUUAGCGUGGAUUCCACCGUGCUGAAGGUGAACAAACCCAAGGAGCGCUGCAAAUAUCAUCCAAACUGCACAAAGCAGUUCUGUGAGUACUAUCAUCCAACGGCGCCGUGCAAGUCUUUCCCCAACUGCAAAUUCGCGGACAAGUGCAUGUACUCGCAUCCGAAGUGCAAAUUCGACAUGGCCUGCAUGAGCAUAGACUGCAACUACGCCCAUGGCGGUCAAAGGGAUCUAAGCCAUGUCCAGCUUGCUGCUCCACCACUAUCCUCUCACGUCAUCCCAGUGCAGAACUACAAGUCGAUAUCGGCUCCUGUUACAUCCACGACUGCGACUACCAUGUGCAAGUACUAUCCGAAUUGUUCCAAGCUGGGCUGCACCUUCUAUCAUCCCAAGCCCUGCCGCUUCGGCAAGAACUGCGUAAACAAGCUGGAGUGCAUCUUCUACCAUCCUGAGAUGCAGAGCAAAUUCAAGUGGGUGGCAUCUUUGGGCUAAUGUGGACUGCACUUUCGUUCAAAUGAUAUUUAGCAAAUGUACUCUAUUUCGAGUGUAUGAUUAGGCGAGCUUGGAGUUUUUUCUAUCUAUAUACACCGAGUUGUAUACCUUACCUAUUUAAUCUUCAUUAUUAUUUGCAUUCAUCCUACUGCUUAUAAUUAUAAACAUGUGUAUUAGUCAUUAGAAGCUCGCUCACAUACAUGAUAAACAUAACUUAACUUUGUUGGUCCUGCGAAUUUGGUUGCAUUCAAACCAUAAGAUACACGUCAUGGUAAAGCUGACGAAUAAAUUUAGCAAUAGUUGCUACAAAUG